UUUUCUGCAACAUAUUUCUGUGCUCCCGGAAAAAGCGCCAAACAAGAAUACAGGAGGAGGAAAAACAAUCUACGAGAAACAGAAAUCAUACAAGAAUUAAAGCUCUGUUCUCUGUUUCUGGGUUCCUCUCUAGCUAUUUCAUGGAACAUGAAGUCACCAGCCAAUCCUAUAUUAUUGGGUGCAGGGCUAAGUGGGAGAUCAUGCAGUAGGUUUCUCCCUUCAGCUUCUUUGAUAUUUGUAGUUCUUCUGCUGGGGAGUGCAUUUAUAUUAUUAGAAUUCAAUGAGAAAUCAUCAUUUGGGAAAGUCAAAAACAGUUUACAUAGUUUAAAUUUCAAAUGCAAGACUCAAAGGCGACCUUAUGGAAGUGAAACAUUGCCUAGAGGUAUCGUCUCCCAGACUUCUAAUCUGGAAAUGCGGCCAUUAUGGACAGUACCAAACAAGCGACCAUUAAGGUCGUAUCAGAAAAGUGCAAAUUCCUCGAUGAGCUUGUUAGCGAUGGCCGUUGGGAUCAAGCAGAAAGAUCUAGUCGGUAAAAUGGUCAAAAAGUUUCUGUCAAGUGGUUCUGCUGUGAUGCUUUUUCAUUAUGAUGGCAACGUUGAUGAGUGGAAGCAAUUUCCAUGGAAUGAUCUUGUUCUUCAUGUGUCUGCAGUCAAUCAAACAAAAUGGUGGUUCGCAAAGCGUUUCUUACAUCCUGAUAUAGUUGCUCAGUACAGUUACAUUUUUCUUUGGGACGAGGACCUUGGAGUUGAAAAUUUCAAUCCUCAAAGGUAUCUGUCCAUUAUUCGCACCGAAGGGCUUGAAAUUUCACAACCAGCGCUUGAUUAUUCCAAGUCAGAGAUCCAUCAUCAAAUUACUGCACGCGUGAAAGGAUCAGUAGUGCACAGAAGGACUUAUAAGCCUAAUGCCAAUGGGACUGGCUGUGAUGAACACAGUACAGCUCCUCCUUGUACCGGGUGGAUAGAACUGAUGGCUCCGGUUUUCUCUCGAGCUGCCUGGCGUUGCGUAUGGUAUAUGAUCCAGAAUAAUUUGAUCCAUGCUUGGGGACUAGAUAUGCAGCUAGGCUAUUGUGCACAGGGUGAUCGAACGAAGAAUAUUGGUGUUGUAGAUGCCGAGUACCUAAUUCACUACGGCCGCCCUACUUUGGGGGGUCCAGAUGAAAAUGAGAAAUCACCUCAGUCUAGUCACUCUAGUGCAAAGGACCAUAGAGUUGAUGUGAGGAGGGAAUCCUACAACGAAAUGAAGAUCUUCAAACGAAUAUGGGAAAAAGCUGCAAAGAAGGAUGAGUGUUGGACUGAUCCAUACCCUGUUAACAGUAGCCGGCACUAAGCAGUGAAUGUUCUUGUUUCUGUUCGUGGUGGAAAUGUAAAAUCUACAGCUUAUAGAAGAAAAAGUCAGUAAGAAAUCAACUCCAAUUUUUGUAAACUAUUAGUCAAAGAAUCUCAUUCAAAUCUAUCUUCCUAAAAGCUACUGCUGUCGAAUCCUAUUCAUUUAUGUAAAAACAAUUUUGUA
Messenger RNA from Argentina anserina (silverweed cinquefoil), 1509 nucleotides. RefSeq lists its product as uncharacterized. Bases 148 to 1326 code for a protein of 392 amino acids. NCBI's taxonomy places the organism in Eukaryota, Viridiplantae, Streptophyta, Magnoliopsida, Rosales, Rosaceae. The record is from RefSeq and is a predicted model, not a curated record. The transcript is spliced from 14 exons.